Rubroshorea leprosula is the source of this 2157-nucleotide messenger RNA. Lineage: Eukaryota; Viridiplantae; Streptophyta; Magnoliopsida; Malvales; Dipterocarpaceae. The record is from the annotation of a GenBank genome assembly.
AGAACACCAAGAGGAAUACUAGAUAGUCUUUAUUUCUGUUUCCUCUCUCUCCUUCUUUGCCCCAAGAAGCAUCAACAUGCCAUCUUAAUUCCAUUUUCCCCCCCUAUUUCUCUUUACUUCGGCUUGAUCAGUCUCCUCUGCUUGUUCAUAUCCAUCUCCCUCUUCAAGAAAUCAAAUCAAAAUGAGAUAAUUGUAUCCCAUGGAAAAGGAAAUACAAAAUUUAUUCUCUCUAUUUGUACUAGAUGGACAGUGAUGAUUCAAGCAUAGAACUACUGUUUGAGUAUGAGGAUGGUGGAGUAGACUCCAUUAGUAACCCCAAGAAGCGAAAGCAAACAAAUCACAUGAAUGAGACAGAUGUGAUAAACCUUUCAAAUGUUGAGAACACAACUGGCAGUAGAGCUUCUUUUCAUACUAAUAGUGAACUCUUUGAGCCUUCUAUAUGCCAUCCAACAUCAAAUCCACCAUCAACAACUUGGAUUCCUCCAUUAGAAGAACAACAUGAAACAACAGAAGUUGCAAAAUUCCAAGCUCUAAUUGACAAUGGAGACAACGAGUUUCAAUUGAAUGUCAUUUAUGAUACUUCCCAACAUGGAGUUUCUAGCUAUGAAACCUCAAAUCCUUCCAAUGAGAAUUUGGAGUUAGGAUCAUCAGCAGGAAGUAAUAGAUCUUUCCUUGAGAAUGCGAAUUCAAACCAGAACUUCAAGGAAUCAACACAUUCAAGGUUUGAAGGCCCAAGGUCUCCCAUUGAGGAUGGCAUAAGUGCACAACGAACAGAAUUAUUAUCAUUUUUUACUCCUGUAAUGGAAGAAAACAUCCUAGAAAAUACAACUGGCAUGCUUCAAAUGCUUUACUCAGGGAAUGAGGUCAACUCAGUUCAACAAAAUCAACUCCAUGGUCAAUAUAGUAAAGGAAAUACCCUCCAUGCCAAGCAGUUGUUGCCUCAACAUACAGAACCACUCAAUUUGAGUAAUAGCACAAUGUUUGCUACUCAAUUUGGAGUAGAAAACAUGAUAAACUAUAGUAUCAACAACAAUGAGCAAGUGAUGCCCUACCUUAACACAUUACCUCAAAGCUCUACGAUGGAGAUGGAAUUUUUAAAUGAAAGAUUAGUUAGCAACCAACAAUCACCUAAUACUUUGUUUUCUAAUUACCAAAAUGAUAUUUAUAGGCCCUUGGCUCCAUUAAGGUCUCAGCAUGUUUCUUAUCAACAUAAUCAAUUUCCCUUGGCACCUAGAGGAUAUCAUGAGAAUAUGUUGCCUGACCUUUCUAUGUCUUUAAGGAGCCCAAUAUUACCUCAGCAUCAUCAAGUUAAUCAAGAACUCAAUAGAGCCAAUAUGAUGCUAAAUAUAUUGGAUCCAAUGUAUGCCAACCCUAUGAUGCUUUCAAGGCCACAACAGUUACUAAAUCAUCAGCACAUGAUGACAAUGAAUUUACCUAAUUCAUGGCAUCAUAAUUCUGAAUGUCUAGGAACUUUGUUUCCAAGUGUAUCUAAUUACCAGCAACUAAACCAAGCCUUAGAAGCACCAAAUAUGAUGGAUUUUGCAUUCCAAAACUCUUUUCUUGACACCCCAUCCAUGUCUUCUAGGCUACAAACUAUGCAACACCAAGGACUUUUGAAUCAAAGAACUAGACCAAUUGCCUCAUAUCCUGGAUCUAUGACAUCCCCAUCUAGUUUAAUCUUUGACUCAUCAACCCUUCCAGAAACUGCAGGAUUCAACAUUGACCUAUCGAUUCCACAGCAGAUGGAAAACUCAACUAACAACGUGCAAGGGAAUGAUGGUCGACAAGGCCAAGCUUGGAGCAUAGUUGAAUUGGGUGAAUCACCAACAUUGAAACAAUUUAAGAGGGAAUCCAAUAGGAAUUCUUUAUUUCCUCAGGUUGAAGCCAUUCAUCGUAACUCUUCAAGUUUUUUCCCUCCAAGGCACAUGAAAAAUUCACUCUAUGAUCCAAUAUUUGAAGGGAUUGGACUUCCCAUUGACCCCCAUCUGAGGCUUUUUGAUAAUCCAAGACGCUAGCCUCUAGGUGCAAGAGCUCAUGCCAAAUUCUACUAGCUGUCAAGUUUGAACUUAUAGUACAUGGAAUGUUGGUUUCCUAAUAAAUCCCCAAAAGGCAUUAUGGUGUUGAUGUUUUCUAUAGGAAGAAAGUUUAAUUUUUAUC